GCUGAUUCGGAUGCAGCUGUCUCCUAAGGACACGACAGGGGUUUGGGCAACUUCACUACAAAUUAAGCGAGAUUUGUUUCUGAUUUUGAUGCAAGAUUUAUGUUCUAGAGCCUGGUCGACCGGAACCUACCGUAACAUGGAUGAACGGGGACGAGGUGAUGCAGACGGGUGGCGGCGUAUCGAUGGGACGCCAUGUGACAGUGAACCGCUUGGAGAUACAUAAAAUAACGCGAGCUGCACUGAACAACACGUACAAAUGUCAAGCAUCCAACACGAUCCUGGUGCCACCGGCAGAGCGAACCGUCCGAGUAGAGAUGCUGCUGAAACCAGUUUCAACGUCUCUGUCGUUCAAACCCAAACAAUUAAUAGCAGACCAAGAGUACAGCUUAUCCUGUGAUGUGGAAGGAUCAGUGCCGGAUACCGAGAUUAGAUGGAUGCAAAACAAUCGUGUCUUUUCGAAGGGGAAUAAUAAAACGCUUACCAACAACUCAGUGGUAACGUCAGUUCUCACAUUUCGACCGAAGCCCGAAGACGACGGAACUAUCCUUAAAUGUGAAGGUUCCAAUCCACGGCUGCAGAGCUUUGUGCUGGAGGAUUCUGUCAUCAUGAAUGUGAUGUAUCCACCGCAAGUGACAUUGAAACUCGGAUCGACGCUUAAUGCGGAAGACAUCAAGGAGGGCGAUGACGUCUACUUCGAAUGUCACAUUAAGGCAAAUCCGAGAGAACACCGCAUUACAUGGUCCCACGAUGGUUUACCAGUGACACAGAAUGUGACAUCGGGGGUGAUUAUUUCGACGCGUUCUCUGGUGUUGCAACGAGUCGGACGGUACCAUUCCGGAAUGUAUGCUUGCUCCGCAGCCAACGACAGAGGCGAAACCCAGAGCGAGCCAACGGAGCUGAAGAUUCACUUUGCGCCGGUUUGCGCCUCCAGCAGUAUCAUGAUCGUUGGUGCAUCAUUGGACGAGCGGGUUCCGGUUCCGUGCCAUGUAGUGUCCAAUCCGCGAGACGUUUCGUUCGACUGGAACUUCUCCAACAGCGGCGAGCGCUUCGAGGUAACCAGUGGUCAGUUUAAUCUGCUGCAGGAUUUUCACUCGUCAAUCGGGGACAGUGACGAGUUCGGUGAGAACCCUUCGGUGUUCGGCGGCUCGGACGAGAAUCUAGAAACAAUUUACGAGCUACUCUAUACCCCCAAGAGUGAACGAGACUACGGCACGCUCGCUUGCUGGGGGAAGAACUCGAUUGGCAAGCAACUUGAACCGUGUCUGUUUCAGGUCGUUCCCGCAGCGAAACCAGCCCCGUUGCGCAACUGCACCCUCCGGCCGUACUCAACGAUGCUGGUACCACCUCACGGUACAACAUCUAAUUCAUCUGCAGCGUCAGCAUCUUCGUCUUCGUCGUCGGGAUCGUUUUACUACGGUUCGCCCGGCAGCAGUAGUGACCUGGAAACGGCCGCCGCAGCCUCAGCUUCAAUGUCUUCGUCGGCGUUUUCGUCAAACGGAGUCCCCACCAUAGGUCAGCAUUAUCGAGAAUCUAAUUAUAUCAGCACACAAUUCGUUAAAGAUCGAAACGUGUCAAACGAGCGAGCGAAUAUUACAAAAUUUAAUCAGAGAAAUACGUUUCACGGCAGCACGAGUGGAGGUGGUGGUGGGGACACAAUAUUGAGAAGACGUGAACAGAUCAAACAGAGAAAUGCCACCCUAAAUAGGAUGGGUGUUGGUGGCAGCCGUGAAAGAAUUAGUGCAUUCAGUCAGCACAGAGUGCGAUUGACCCCCAAUGAAGCCGAUGAAGACGACGAAGGGGACGAAAGAGGGGAGCCACGGGUGGCUGCCCAAAUAUCAUCAUCAGCACUCACAGCAACAUCCGCAUCAGAAGAAGUGGCAGGAUCAGCAGAAGCAUCCGGCUCGUCUAGUUUUUCACCAUCAACUGGAUCGUUCUCGUCAUCUGAUUCGUUCUCGGCAUCAUCCUCAUCGGCCUCGACCACCAGCGACGAAGAGAAUAGGAGAAAAACAAUUUCGAAUAAUGAAAGAACUAGUAGCAUGAAUUUGUUUAACACCGUAACGCUAGUCGAAGAGAGCUUCCAAUCUAACUCUUAUUCGACCAACGGUGUUGGAAACCGGUUGCAAACUGCAGGAACUACACCCAAUGCUAAUCACAGACUGGUGAAAAGAGAGAAACGUUUUAAUGAAAAUCUAGAAAAUGAAAUAAAUAAAACACAUUUCGACGAUGAUGAUGAAAUUUUCAAUAGCACCACCAAUGGCAAUCAGGACGACGAGGAAAGCAUUAGAACUAUCCAACCGGGCAGCAUCGGCAGCAGUAGCAGCGUUAGUUCGAAUGCCGGCCCUAGCGAAAGGAAUAAUUAUCAUAGCACGACCGGAGAGCUACCGAUUGCAGCGAAAUUGAGAUCCAAUAAUAUUCGGUACAAUCAGUACCACUCUCUGGAAACGGGAAGCAGUGCGAGGCACACAGGUGCUGUCGGUUAUAAUCCCGGCACCGGUGUACAUCCGUUCAACCAUUAUAUGGAGAGCGUCGAAAGUAGCGCACCGACUACGAUGGAGCUCGAGUGUGUUGCCGGAUAUGACGGGGGAUUGCCACAGCAUUUUUUUCUUGAGGCCUAUGACUCGAGAACACGAAGACUGCGUCUGAAUAUCACAAGUGCCCUUAACGAUGUUCCGUUAUUUCGUAUCGAUUUGUCUGAGCUGAUCCCCAGCGAAUCCUAUACACCAACCCUUCACCUGAUUGCGUAUAGUGUAAAUCAGAAAGGACGCUCGGAGCCAACGAUUCUCGAGGACAUAGCGAUUAAUGAAGCUGAAAAAAGGACAGACGGAAGCGAUGGCUUUUCAAUUCUCCCGCUUGCGGCUUUACUCACCGGAGCCUUGUUCACCAUUGGCAUCGCUGUCCUGCUGGUCGUGGUCUUGGCCAUACGGAGGAAACGUGACGGCCAUGGUACCGGCUUGUGCGAUGGCAAAGAGAAGCAUAUGGGCAUGGACAUCACUGUAACCACACCACUGGAAAUGGGUAUGGGCCAGCAGAAGUAUGUGGUCGCCUACACGCUCAAACAGGGCGUCGAAAAGCAGCCGGACAUAUUGAACGCACAGAAAACCCAAGGCUCAGCCAGCAUACAAUCGAUAAAGGACAUUCAGAAGAUGGGCUCCCCAUUGGGAAUAAGACCGGAUGCAUUGUGUAGCACAGGGACAACAACAGGGGGUGGCAGUAUAGGGGCUAAACAAAGCACAAUCUAUGCCACACAAACAUACGACCAAAAAUCGACACCUUCUAGCCGGCAAAGCACGUUAAAACGGAAUGAUACUUCCAACACGUACAGUUUGCUACAGCAGCAGCAACAACCGCAUCAUCUCCAGAGUAAACCUCCGCCAGCUACCGCCACUGGUUUACCACAGUAUUCUGCUAGUUACGCAUCUGGUGAAAGCGGGUUGUUGGAUUACGACAAACCAUACGGCUAUUCAACACUUCAGUAUAAUCACAAUCCACCUCCCCUAGUGGAUCCCUACAGCUAUAAAAGCUCAUCGACGGAUCCGACUGAUCCGCUGGACUACGACAAAAAUCUCGACUAUCGACUGCUUAACAUAUCCAACGAGAUUAAAAAUAGCUCCGCCACCAACCAUAUCGAGUAUAGGAACAAUAGCCACAAUAGUAGUAACAAUCUGCAAACCGUUGUAAGCGGCAAUAGUGCAGGUAGUAUUAGGCCCCAUACCGGAAGCAUGGGCGGAAGCGCAGGCAACCCAGAGUACCGGUAUUCUGGCUCCGAGUUCGCAACGGAUUUGAUGGAUUUCAGCAACGUUCCAUCGCCGUCUUCCUCCACCAACAUCGGGGCGACACUGUCGAAAAAUCGAAACCGACAGCACAUAAUCACCGAUACGCUACCGGGCCCGGAAAGUUGCGUGUAGAGCCGCACAGCUGCUAUCAUUCCUGUAUAAAUAGUAGAGUCACGGUAUAUCAGAGACGGCAUACUUACUGUUAGACGAUGGCGCUUUUCGAAAUUGUAAUAAUCUACAAUACCCCGUUGUUAAUUACUAGUUAAAUUUGGGAGAGUGUACGAGUGUUGCUGUGUUGCGUUACGUUGAGAUUAUAGAGCAAUUGUGUUCCCGCCGAACAGAUAAACAUCUAGUAUUUUAAUGUUUUCAUUCGUCGACAAGCGCACGAAGAACGAAUCUUUGUUUUCCUAGACAACAAGAACGAAAACAUCUUCCCAUAUCAUAUGCUGGUUUAGGCAAGUAAUUAGAUUUAUUUUUGUGCUGUGAAAGCAGAUGUGCAGACAGUGCGUACAUCCAAGCAUGAUGUUAUCCUUUCUGUAUUUCUUGAAAUACGAUCCAAUAAUAAUCAACUUACCGCUGGCCUGACCAAGAGGAAUGGCCACUUUUGGUUUAUGCAGUCUGAGCAGAAUCGAAAUACAGCAAGGAUAUAUGUUCCUGUAAUGAGGUGAUAGCAUAUGGAAAGCUUAAAAUGUCUUCCAACCACGUAAUGUAGGAAACUGAUAUGAAACAAUUCAAACUAAUUUAAGUUCAAUGAAAUACGAAACAAGUAGGGCUAUGUGAAACGACGAUGACGAUUCAAUAGAGGAUGCACAUCAUUCGGAAUGCUAAUUAUUCGUCUCAUAUCACUUCUAUUAUCUUUUAGUUCAAAUUACAAAUUUAAUAACCUGUGUUUGGAAUAACAACGAAAUAAUUAGCUUAACUUUGAAUAACACAUAAAUGAAGGGCAUGGAGUAACCUUCUUUUGAAUAUUAAAAAUGCGGCUUGUGUGUCCUUUCAUUCAUUUGUGUCGUUUAAUUUUUCUGUUACAUUGAUUUGCUGCAUAAGUCAUUUUACUGCGAAAGUUAAUAUAAGUCAUAAAAAUGCUACAGACAUCCGCGACGC
This is a messenger RNA of Armigeres subalbatus, 4874 nucleotides long. RefSeq lists its product as uncharacterized. The coding region runs from base 141 to 3905 and encodes 1254 amino acids. NCBI's taxonomy places the organism in Eukaryota, Metazoa, Arthropoda, Insecta, Diptera, Culicidae. The record is from RefSeq and is a predicted model, not a curated record. The transcript has 12 exons.